Molecule: messenger RNA, 849 nt
Organism: Metarhizium album ARSEF 1941
Lineage: Eukaryota; Fungi; Ascomycota; Sordariomycetes; Hypocreales; Clavicipitaceae
Product: vip1
Exons: 2
Coding region: 1-849 (282 amino acids)
Molecular function (GO): RNA binding
Source: RefSeq, a predicted model, not a curated record
AUGGCCGCCGCAACGGUUAACGUCCAGAACAUCGCAGCCGCGACAAGCGACCAAGAGAUCAAGAACUUCUUCAGCUUCUGUGGUAAGAUUGCCGAUUUCCAAGUCACCCAAGAAGGCGACACCAAGCGCGCCGACGUCACCUUCGAGAAGGAGACGGCCAUGAAGACUGCUCUCCUCCUCAACAAGACCAAGCUUGGGCCAAACCACAUCAUCGUCACCAGCUCCGGCUCCACCACCGACGACGAGGGCCACCACGACGCCAAAGCGGACCGCGACUCGGACGAGAUCACGCAGGAGGAGAAGCCCCGCGCUCGCAUCCUCGCCGAGUAUCUCGCCCACGGCUACGUGGUCGGUGACGCCGCCCUCGAGCGCGCCAUCGAGCUCGACACCAAGCACAACGUGUCCAGCCGCUUCCUCAGCACUAUCCAGCAGAUCGACCAAAAGUACCAUGCGACGGAUCGCGCCAAGGCUGCCGACACCAACUACGGCAUCUCCCAGCGCGCCAACAGCUUCCUGACCGGCAUCGGCUCCUACUUUGAAAAGGCCAGCAACCACCCGACGGGAAAGAAGAUUGUCAAGUUUUACACCGACGGCUCGCGCCAGGUGCAGGAUAUCCACGCCGAGGCCCGACGUCUCGCCGACCUGAAGAAGCAGGAGCACGGCGGAAGCGCCUACAAGGCCGCCGGGUUGGAGAGAGUGUUGGGCAAGGAGGCCCCCAAGGAGUCUACUCCCGCCACCGCCAGCGCCAGCGCCACUUCGGGAGGUGCGCCGGCCACAACUACCCCUGCCGCUACUGCGCCUACCGAAGCUAUUCCUGCCACCAAGCCUGUAGACGACAAGACUGGGUAG